AUGUCUUCUCAGGCCAAAAUAUCGUCUUUCUUUUCAACCUCUAAUAAACGGCCAUUGUACGAUAAUAAUUCCGAUCAGAAAACACCCACAAAGAAAGGAAAACUGGAUAAAGAACAGAAAGCAGAGAAAGAGUCGCUUUCCCCUGAACAAGUUAAAAGAAUGAAUGAAAAUAAAGCUGCAGCCAUGGAGAAAUUAAAAACAAGAAGAUUGUCACAAGAAUCCACUGAGUUAAAAGAUUUGAUGGGAAAGUCGUGGUAUAAGGCAUUAGAACAUGAAUUUACAAAGUCCUACUUUACACAGCUGUGUAAGUUUGUAGAAAAUGAACGAAGUAAAGGAACAGUUUAUCCUCCACCACAUCAAGUUUAUAGCUGGACAAAUUUCUCUCCAAUAGAAGAGGUAAAAGUUGUCAUUUUAGGACAGGAUCCAUAUCAUGGUCCAAAACAAGCACAUGGAUUAUGUUUUAGUGUACAGGAAGGAGUGAAAUCACCCCCUAGUCUAGUCAAUAUGUAUAAAGAAUUAGCCAAUGAUAUUCCUGGUUUUAAAAUCCCUACCCAUGGUACUCUGAAUGGCUGGGCGGAGCAAGGAGUUCUCUUAUUGAAUGCCUGUUUAACAGUUAGAGCAUCCCAAGCUAAUUCUCAUGCAGGGAAGGGAUGGGAAAAACUGACUGAUGCUGUGAUAGCUUGGAUCAAUAAGAAUACCACUGGGGUUGUCUUCAUGCUGUGGGGAGCCUAUGCACAGAAGAAAGGUGCUCAUAUCAAUGCAAAGAACCAUUGUAUAUUGAAGUCAGUCCAUCCUUCACCAUUAUCAGCUCAUAGAGGAUUUCUAGGCUGUCAACAUUUCUCUAAGUGUAAUGACUAUUUAAAACAACACAACAAGACGCCAAUAGAUUGGACCCAUUUACCUCCAUCUUAA
Molecule: messenger RNA, 912 nt
Organism: Lottia gigantea (owl limpet)
Lineage: Eukaryota; Metazoa; Mollusca; Gastropoda; Lottiidae
Exons: 7
Coding region: 1-912 (303 amino acids)
Biological process (GO): base-excision repair, AP site formation via deaminated base removal; base-excision repair
Cellular component (GO): nucleus; mitochondrion
Molecular function (GO): uracil DNA N-glycosylase activity
Source: RefSeq, a predicted model, not a curated record